AUGAAUUCUGCAAAGGAGAUGAAGAAGGCAAGCCAGAAACCUGCAAGGAAGUGGAGACAGAAUGAUCAGGAAAAGUGUGAAAGUCGGGAACCCCCCUGUAGAGGCACCAUACGAUCCUUGGAACAACACCGAGGCCAUGGAAGGUCCACCUUGAAGAUGUCAAUGUUGAAUAACCUUCAGAAAGUGACAGAUUGCCUUCAGAAUAUUAGAUUAGGAGGUGAUCCUGAAGUGCAAGAGCACCAUGAAUCUCAAGGAUCAAUGAGGUCCUCUCAGUUGAAGGAGAAUGACUGGCUCCUGCUGGAUACAGCAAUUAUUGCAUCAGAUACUGUCUUGGAACAGGUGCAGAAAGGAGGGGCAUCAAAGGUUGAUGCCUAUGGCAGUGAAGAUUCAAAUCCAGAUGGAAUCAAUCUAGAUACCAUGGGAAAGGAACGCGGAAGUCCCUUGCGUCUUCUUCCGCUGAUCGUGACGUACCUUGAAGACAUGGAUGGGGAGGAUUUUGAUGACUGGCUGGAGAUUAUGAAAUCACAUCAAGUGUCUCAACCAGUGAAGGAUGACUCUGAAUGUGAUGCAAGUGACUCUUCCCUGGGCAUUCCAACUCCAUCAGAUUCUGUAUCUUCUGUGUCAGAAACAAGCAGAAGUGCAUCACCAGUCAUGGGUAUGGAAUUGAUACGUGAUGCAAUUGCAAGAAAAGAUGAUGCAGAGGAGGGCUCAGAUGGAUCCUCUAAACCUGGAAUAUAUAGUUCCACUUGGGAAACUGCACUUGUACCUUCAAAGUCAACCUCCAAUUGUUCUUAUCCUGUUACUGGUAUCCCCCAGCCAGAGGAGUCUCCUCCCAUUGUAUCCCCUAAAAUGGAGCUAGCUUCAGGAACCAAGGUUUCCAUCAGCAACGAUCCAGUGACGACUGCAAAAGUACCCAUAAAACUGCUGGAGACACCCAGAAGCUUCUCGUCCAACACAGACGAGGCUGCAUCCGAUGAGAACGACUCACGAUCGACGUCUCCAUUUCUUGCUCCCGGUGUUGAUGUAUCCACUGCUGCCCCUGUGUCACUGGCAGAUACUUCAACUAUUCGACUUAUGAGUUCUGAUGAUCCUGUCCCUCCGGCCACAAGUCCCAAAUUAGUAUCUGAGAACAGUACACAGCUAAAAGAGGAGCUGAACUUAAAUGUGCCCCAUGAUCCUGGACGAUCUGGUGAAGCAUAA
Molecule: messenger RNA, 1200 nt
Organism: Darwinula stevensoni
Lineage: Eukaryota; Metazoa; Arthropoda; Ostracoda; Podocopida; Darwinulidae
Source: the annotation of a GenBank genome assembly